AAAAUCCAUGAGGUCACUAAUUUAGGAGGGGAAGGGGGCUUCUGGGGUUUUGUUUUGCUUGGUUUUGUUUUAUAUGCAAGGGCAUGAAGUUAAUUUAAGAUGUAGAGUUAGGUGGUUUAGGGAAAAACUUUGAAAGGGUCCUUGCGGAUAUUCAUUUCUGGCCAUCAAGAUGUGGAUGCGUAUUUCUUAAAAUUGUGACACAUGACAUCUUUCAGCCUGGAGAGCCUGCGGAAAUAUAAGAAACGCGAUCACACUGGUAGGGGAAGCAACCCUUCCCUCUCACUGGCAGCCAUGAUGGGCCCUGAGGCUGUCUACAGCAGCAUCAGCCAAGUGACAAGACCAUCUUGCAGGGACACUCACCCUUGCAGGGAAGGGACUGUGAUGUGCUAUAUGCUAGUGUUCAGGAAUGAACGCUCUUCACCAAAGGACAUGGAUGACAAUGAAAGCAGCCAGUCCAUGAUGACAAGUAGCCAAUAUCCUAAAGAAGCAGUAAGAAAGCGCCAAAAUUCACGGAAUUCUGGAGGAAGUGAUUCUUCUAGGUUUUCCAGGAAAAGUUUCAAACUGGAUUACAGACUAGAAGAAGAUGUAACUAAAUCAAAGAAAGGAAAGGAUGGGAGAUUUGUUAACCCUUGGCCAACAUGGAAAAAUUUCUCUUUUCCAAAUGUUCUCAGAUGGCUGAUAAUGGAAAAAAAUCACAGCGGUGUUCCGUGCUCCAAAGAGGAGCUUGAUAAAGAACUCCCAGUGCUUAAGCCGUAUUUUAUUGAUGAGCCUGAAGAAGCUGGAGUGAGGGAAGCCGGCUUACGAGUCACAUGGCUGGGACACGCGACAGUGCUGGUGGAAAUGGAUGAGCUCAUCUUGCUCACGGAUCCCAUCUUUAGUGCUCGUGCCUCCCCAUCCCAGCACAUGGGUCCCAAGCGGUUCCGUCACCCCCCCUGCACUGUCGAUGAAUUGCCCCGGAUAGACGCGGUCCUCAUCAGCCACAACCACUACGACCACCUGGACUACCACUCUGUCAUCGCGCUCAACGAGCGAUUUGGUAACGAGUUGAGGUGGUUUGUGCCCUUGGGGCUCCUGGACUGGAUGCAGAAAUGUGGCUGUGAGAACGUGAUCGAGCUGGACUGGUGGGAGGAGAACUGCGUCCCCGGACACGAUAAGGUCACCUUUGUGUUUACACCUUCCCAGCACUGGUGUAAAAGGACUCUGACAGAUGACAACAAGGUUCUCUGGGGCAGCUGGUCUGUCUUAGGGCCUUGGAACCGUUUUUUUUUCGCAGGAGACACUGGUUAUUGCUCUGCUUUUGAAGAGAUAGGAAAAAGAUUUGGACCUUUUGACCUUGCAGCUAUUCCCAUUGGAGCGUAUGAACCAAGGUGGUUUAUGAAAUACCAGCAUGUAGACCCAGAAGAGGCCAUAAAGAUUCACAUUGAUGUCCAAACAAAGAGAUCUGUGGCAAUUCACUGGGGAACUUUUGCCUUAGCAUAUGAGCAUUACUUAGAACCUCCAGUGAAGCUGAGUGAGGCUCUAGAAAAAUAUCGACUGAAGACUGAAGAUUUUUUUGUCUUGAAGCAUGGAGAAUCAAGAUACCUUAAUACUGAUGAAAACUGAGUAAACAUGAGCACAGGG
This is a messenger RNA of Hippopotamus amphibius kiboko, 1620 nucleotides long. RefSeq names its product N-acyl phosphatidylethanolamine phospholipase D (gene NAPEPLD). Gene Ontology annotation, molecular function: zinc ion binding; N-acylphosphatidylethanolamine-specific phospholipase D activity. Gene Ontology annotation, biological process: N-acylphosphatidylethanolamine metabolic process; N-acylethanolamine metabolic process. The coding region runs from base 202 to 1602 and encodes 466 amino acids. The transcript has 5 exons. NCBI's taxonomy places the organism in Eukaryota, Metazoa, Chordata, Mammalia, Artiodactyla, Hippopotamidae. The record is from RefSeq and is a predicted model, not a curated record. Gene Ontology annotation, cellular component: cytoplasm; membrane-bounded organelle.